GUAGUAAAUUAAUUUUUCAUAUUAAUACAAUUUUGUUUUCUUGUUGGUUCAACAUAAGUUUUUUAUUUUUUAUUUUUUUACAACUAAUAACAUACUCCUUCUUGAUCAGUCCAAUAUCUUCACCGAACUCUACGCCAUCACUCUCUCCUUCCAUGUGGGUAAACCUUGAAGAGCUUCGUGUCCCUUCAGGUGUGUUCGUCAAUGGCGGCCCUUUACCUUGUUUAUCUCACAUCAAAAGGCGCAAAGUUUCUCUCCAUCCUAUACAAAAUCUCGCACAAAACCCGAUGCAAAUCAAUGGGUCGACUCUGUUUUCUGAUUUUUCUGUGUACAUUUCUCGAGUUUUAUAAGAGGGUGAUUUUCCUAUCAAUUUCUGGUUUAUUUUUCUUGAUGGAUUGUGCUUCUAAUUUGAAGCUUUUACUGAGUAAUUUCGAUGAUUUUGGAUGUGGGUUUUUGAUUUUUGGGUGUUUUCCCAAGAUUUUCAAUGUUUUUGCGCUGUUCUUUGUGUUUUUUCUAGGGUUUAUGGUCUUACAAUUUAGUGGGAAUUGCAAAAUUAGGGGGAAAUCGAGUGAGGAGAGAAAACAGUUUUCACUGAUUUGUUCUAGCAAUGAUGAAAUGAAAGGUUUUAAGAAGAUGUCUUUUGAGAAUGGGACCACUAAGAAGAUGUCCAGGGUUUCAAGUGGGGACCAGAAAUUGGAGGAAAUCGAUGAAAUUAUGAGUUUAAAUUGUGGGUUUCAUGAUUGUGUUGGUAGAAAUGGUGAAGAAAAGGAGGACUGGAAGGAAUGCUGUCAUGAAGACCAAGUGUUCGAUGUUAUUACUCUGAGAAAAAUGGUGAAAGUUCAGAGACAAAGGGGAUAUGUUGCUCAAAAUGAGCUAGACAAGGAGAGAAUGGCAGCUGCGUCCGCUGUGGACGAGGCCAUGGCUAUGAUAUUGCGGCUUCAGAAUGAGAAGAGUGUGCUUCAAAUGCAGGUUAACCAGUUGCAGAGAGUUUCUGAGGAGAAGCAGUUACAUGAUCAAGAGGUUAUUCAGUCACUUCAAUGGAUUAUAAUGAAACACGAAUCUGAAAGGAGUAUAUUGGAGGAUCAAUUGAGGAUGUGUAGGGGAAAAUUGAAGUUGUUUAUGAAAGAUGAAGAGUGGGAUCAUUUUGAUAGUGUUUGUCCCACUCCAACUGCUACUCAAUCAUCAUUUGAGUGUAGGGAUGAUGAUUUGCUUAUUGGCUCGCUCGACUUUGAAUCGUUGCCAUACUCUCCAUUGUAAGUUCUGGUGUCUCAGCUUAUUUUUUGAUUUCUGUUGCUAAUUGUAAUUGGAGUCCCCAACGAAGAUUUUGGAAGACCUCUGUAAGUAUUCUUAGUUGAUUACACAGCUUGUUCAUGUUGUUUCAUGUAAAAGAAAUUGGAAUCAAGUUACACUUUUUUGGUUGAAUAAAAUUUUGAUUACUGUUGUCAACAGCUUAUUUGCUA
This is a messenger RNA of Spinacia oleracea (spinach), 1457 nucleotides long. RefSeq names its product protein FLOURY 1-like. The transcript has a single exon. The coding region runs from base 202 to 1254 and encodes 350 amino acids. Lineage: Eukaryota; Viridiplantae; Streptophyta; Magnoliopsida; Caryophyllales; Amaranthaceae. The record is from RefSeq and is a predicted model, not a curated record.